UAGUUCAGUACAUGUGAGGAUGCUUAAAAACUAGUUUCCGGUGAAACUGUGUGAGUUAUGUGUAACUGAUCAGAGAAAUGGCCGUAGCAAAACCAAAUUUUAUUGAUGGUUUACAAGAAGAGUUGACAUGCCCUAUUUGCCUGGACCACUUCAAAGAUCCUGUCUCUAUUGAAUGUGGGCACAGUUUUUGUCGGCACUGCAUAUCCCACACAUGGAGAGGAAUCCAUUGUAACUUUUCAUGCCCACAGUGCAGGAACAUAUCCCGGUGGAAAUUUUUAAGACCAAACCGUCUGGUGGAGAAUGUGGUAGAAAUAGUAAAUAAUAUAAGUGCAACUAAACCAGAUGACAACACUAAUGCGUUGUGUCAGAAGCACCAAGAACCAAUUAAGCUUUACUGCCAGUUGGAUAAUGAAGAAAUUUGUGUGAUAUGUAGAGAGUCCAUUGAUCAUAAAACACAUUCUGUAAUACCACUUGAUGAAUCAACAGCAGAAUUUAAGCUUCAGCUGAAGGAUCGUCUUAAAAAAUUAAAAAAGGAGGUUGAAGAUAUUCUUAAUAGCAAAACUGAGGAACAGAAAAAAGCUCAGAUGCUUCAGAAUGAAGUUGGACAAAAACGUAAACUGUUGACCUCUGAAUUAGCGGUGCUACGACAGCUUUUGGCAGAUCAUGAGCGAAUGCUCACUAUCCGCUUGGAAGAGUUAGAGAAAACAAUCACACAGAGAACGAAUUCUAAAUUGGCCAAGCUGAAUGAAAAACUGUCCUUUCUCCAGGGACUGAUUGCCGAUAUUGAAAAAAAAUGUGUGCCAUCACCCUGUCAAACACAGGAACAGAAAAACACGAGCAGAGCUUGUUGUUUUGAGUCUUUUGGGCCAAGGCGCAAAACUUCUGUUGGGACCAUGGAUUUGAAUACCUGGGAAUACGUGAAGAGGUUUACAGUUUCCGUGACCCUGAACCAUAAAACUGCUAACGCAAACCUUUUUAUUUCUGUAAAUCGGAAAAUCGCCAGAUAUGAGGAAUAUCCAAAUGAUAUGAAUCCAUAUCCCGAGUGUUUUAAUGUGAAACCUUGUGUCUUGGGAAUAACUGGAUACAAAUCUGGGAAGCGCUAUUGGGAAGUAGAAGUGGGUGGUGGGGUAUACUGGAGCAUUGGUGUUGCCAAAGAGUCUGUAAACAGAAAAGGAUCAUUUAGAAUCGAACCUAGUGGUGGUAUAUGGGCAAUAGGCCUACUUGGUAUGUAUACAGAUAAUUACUAUGCCUUCACUAAUCCUGAUUCUCUUUUGAACCCUCGGGAACGUCCUGUGAGAAUUGGCGUGUUUUUGAAUUGCGAUGAGGGUUAUUUGUCUUUUUACAAUGCAGAUUCCAUGGAGCACCUUUUCACCUUCACACCUGUGACAAUGCACGAAAGACUGUUUCCAUUUUUUGUGUUGGUGCAUUGGGAACGGAACUUAGACUUGAUUUCUAACCAUUGAUACCUUUCCCUUUAAUGUAUGUGUUGUCAGAAAAUGCUGUUAACCAAAGAUUGCUUUCAUCAUUAGGACUGUGCUUUUACAGAUGUGUUCCAAGUCUAGAAGCUAGGCCAGAAAAUUAGGAUCCAGAAUUGUUUGGCAGCCACAGGAUAUAAAUAUUUCUGUCUA
Messenger RNA from Bombina bombina (fire-bellied toad), 1628 nucleotides. Its product is annotated as E3 ubiquitin-protein ligase TRIM39-like. NCBI's taxonomy places the organism in Eukaryota, Metazoa, Chordata, Amphibia, Anura, Bombinatoridae. The record is from RefSeq and is a predicted model, not a curated record. Gene Ontology annotation, molecular function: zinc ion binding; protein binding.